Messenger RNA from Arachis duranensis, 3666 nucleotides. RefSeq names its product FIP1[III]-like protein. The record is from RefSeq and is a predicted model, not a curated record. Gene Ontology annotation, biological process: mRNA processing. NCBI's taxonomy places the organism in Eukaryota, Viridiplantae, Streptophyta, Magnoliopsida, Fabales, Fabaceae. The coding region runs from base 70 to 3357 and encodes 1095 amino acids. The transcript is spliced from 9 exons.
GGCAAGAAAGAUAUUUUGUUGAAGAAAAUGGAGGAAAGGAACCAACUUAGCUACUAACACAAAACGCAAAUGGAAGCUUUCGAUGACGAUGACGAUUUCGGAGAACUCUAUGCUGACGUGGAACUUCCACCUCUCGCUCCAACCACAGACCUCUUCAUUCAGCAGCAGCAGCAGCAGCAGCAACAGCGACAGCAACCGCCCAAUUCUAACGGUAACGGUGACGGCGGUUGCGUUGCCUUGAGUGACAGUGACGACGACGACGGAUUGAACAUUGUCUUGAACGACGACGAAGGCGUUUGCAACGGUCUUCCACCUGUUGCUCGUUCUGAUGACGUGGAUGAUGAUUGCGGUGGUGAAGGUGGCGGCGAUGGUGGUGGUGGUGAGCGAUUGGAGGAUAGGUCCGAAUUUCUGAGUAAGAAUGGGGUCAGAGGUGGAUACGGUUCCUUGUUUUUUCGUCGUAAGUAUACAAGGAAUCAAGGAUUGAUAUCGCUGGGGAUCGGUUCUUCCUUGAGCAAAAGCUGGCGGAAUGGCGAUACAUGUUUGCAGAACCUUCCAUCAAGUUCCUCUCAUGUUACUCGAAUUUGUGCCACACCAAAUCCUAAGGGGGUUCAAUAUGGAUAUGGAUCGGUUCUACCUUGGUACUGGAGUAUAUUCGAUGUGAACAUUGAGAUGUUUCCAGAGAAAUCGUGGAGGGUUCCCGGAGCUGACAUAACAGAUUAUUUCAACUUUGGUUUUAAUGAGAAUACAUGGAAGCUAUAUUGUGCUUCAUUGGAGCAACUUUCGCAAACAACUAUGGGAACAGGUAUUUCCGGUGAUGAAUCUUUAAAGCUGACUCAGGAAGCCAUGAGUCAGCAAAUUGAUGAAGUUGUGUCUGGGAGUGCACUUUCCCCUUCAUCCGAAUUUGAAUUGCCAAAAGGCAGAGCAAUUCAGGUUGAGGAUAAUAUGAUUGAACGCAAACCAUCAAUGGAUGUAAAGCGCCCACGCAAUCAGGAUUCUGAUGUCAUUAUACAGAUCAAGGUGCAUGAGUCCUCUGAUGAUUGCUCCCGUUCUGGGAAUAGCACUGUAAUGGAUGCAUCAUUAGAAGGGGAACCUGCUCUAGUUGAUAACAAAAUUCUCACUUCUGGUGAACUCGAUGUGUCUGAGGAUCAGUUGGAAGCUGUGAAAAAAUCAGUUCAAGAAAGAACUGGGCUGAUUCCUGAAGUAGAUGAACAUGAACUUCAGGAUGAAGUAGACAAACAUUCAAAUGAUGCUGCACAAGUUCCAGGGGGAGAAAUGAAAUCCGAGCAAGGCAUUGCCAUAGACACAUAUAGUGCUGAUCCAUGCUGGAUUGAAUCAGAAUUGUCACUUGGUGAUCAAGAGCUCAGUCUGACUUCCUAUACUGAUAGCGAUUCUGAGGCAACAGAAAAUAGUGUGCAUGUUGAUAAUGAGAAAAGUCAUAUCCCUUUGAGAAGGCAAUCAGUGAAUUCUGACAUUAGCUUGAAGAACUCCUUGCCAGUUCAUCGUAAGAACUCAAAAGGCAACAAUUUGGACAGAAGACCACCAAAUGUAACUUACUAUUCAAGAAAUAAACGCCCAUUUCAAAAGGAAUGCAGGCGUCAAAAUGGUAGACAGUGGCGUGGUUCUAGUCUGAAUUAUCCCAUCGAAUAUGAUAAUGAUUCUUCCUCUAUCCCCAGUUAUAGUGCAAGGGAUCUGUCUCUGUUUGGAAAUCAAUUUAUUGAUUAUGACAUUUGUAAAGAACGAGCGCCAGGUUUUGCUAGUCGUAAAAGAAGAUAUGACAGGGAAACAAAACAAUCCUUCUAUUAUGGCAGAGAAAAGGUUAACAACAACCUUCUUCAAACUCUGCACACUAAAUAUUCAUAUCGGGAUGAUCGAGAAAUCUUUCGGGAGAAGACAAACCAAUAUGACAGAAAAUAUGAAAAUGAGAGGGAUUAUUUUUUUGAAUCGAGAUCUCCUAUGGCAGAUGAUGAAGGAAGAGAGAGAAAAUGGCAUGAUGCUGAUUUGGAGUACUAUGCUGAUGACCUAAGUCCUCACUCUUGUUGGGAGUUAAGGCAGUUUCCUCGAAAACAUUCAUCCUUUCGUGAUGAGGAGAGAGGUGCUCAUAGAAGAAGAAUGAAUGACCGUUUUGGAGACAGAUACUACAGUGAUGAUCUUGAUGAAUAUGAGUUAGAGUUUCUAAACACAAGCUAUAGAAUAUCUCCAUAUUCUGAGAGAAAUAUGGAAUCUUUAAAUAAUAGACAUGAAGAGUCGUUCUCAGAUAUUGAUAUAGAUCCUAGAAGAUCUGCUCGAAGGGAUAGACAUUGUGACAGACCUUUAGAUUUGGAUAACUUGUGGCCUGGGAAAAGGGAAGAUUACUCUCAGAAAUACAAACAUCAUCAGAUUUCGAAAAAAAGAAGGGAAUGUAGACAAUCAUAUGCAACUUCCAUGCGAAACUAUGCAUAUGGCACUAGAGUAACUGAAAAAUUGGAGGUUUCUAGAAGAUAUGAACAUGCUAGAAACAACAGAGGGUCUUAUGGUUAUACUGAUGCUGUUGAGGAUGAAGAUUUCAUGAUUGACCCAGCAGAAGAGUAUCAGUGUUACAGGUCCCCUUCUGAGGUCCUUAAUUGGAUUGAAGAUGAAAAUACUUUUAAGCAUCAUGAAAUUCAUACAACCUCUUUGCAUGCUAAGGUGCAAUUGGGUGGUAUAGAAUUUCAGCAGCAUCAACUAAAUAUGCCGAGAAGUAGUGAGAAUUGUUUAAAUGGUAGAUCUAAAAUCAUGGACAGGGGUAAAUGUUGGCAAGCCGUGCCCAGAUAUAGGAAAUCAUUACAUCUUGUUAGUGAGGAAGGAAAGUCUCUCUCAAGUUCCAGAGUCUCACACAAGGAUAUGCUUGAAUCAGUGAACCAGGGAAUGGCUAAGAAGCGGAGAGCUUUGGUGGGUUCUGAAGAAUUUCGUCACAGGACCAUCAAACUGAGCACCUCAAAAUGUGAGAGCAACCACAGAAACAAGAAAUCACUUCAGAACAUUCCGGACAAAGGGCACAAGGACUGCUCGGACAUUGAGGAGGGUCAGAUUGUAAUGGAAGAACCAUGCUUAGAGGCUUCUACAUCCAGAAGAGAUGUUUCUGAAGUUGCAGCACUCACUGAAACUGCGAGGAAGGGACGGUCAAAAAAUGAAAAUAAUGCUGUCCAUCUAAUAGGUGGUUAUGACAGCCAAAGGAUUCUUGAUACAUUGGCGAAGAUGGAGAAGCGCAGGGAGCGGUUUAAGCAGCCAAUCUCUACCAAAGCAGAAGAGAGUUCAGUUAUCAACAAUGACUCGGCAGUCGAUACAGGUGAAAUGAAGCAACAUAGGCCGGCUCGAAAGAGGAGCUGGCUUGGCAGUUAAUUCUUACAUUUUUUCUGAGGCUUUUUGAGUCUUUCCUUCAAGAUUUGAUGAAGGUGAGAGACAGCUACUAUGAGGGAACUUUGAUAAUUCACAGAAGCUCAGGUCUAGAUUUUUUUAUUCCUUGACAAAAUUGAGAUUGCAAACGUUAUUGUCUUGCUUUGGAAUAAGGCCUGAUUGGCCUAUAGUCUUGUUUAUUUGUUUUUUGAGCACUGUAUUGUGAUUGUGAAGAUUAAGAUUGUAAAUAACCAACCCUGACAUUUAUAAUGUAAUCAAAUUCCAGUUUUGGACGUUCCAGAUUUUGUGAUAGUA